AUGUCCGAAGAACAAGAGAUUCCGGAGGAGCAACAGGCUCAGGUUGUGUCCGAACAUCUUCCUUCUGGUUACACUGCCGAAUUUGGCGAGGCCACCGGCAACAACGAUUCUGGGGUUGAGUCUUCUCUGAACCUCCAGGGUGGAGAUAUACACAGAGAUAUCUUCAAGCUCAAUGCCAACCCCCGCCAGGCACUGCAUCAAAGAGCCGCCACAUUCUCUGCUCCUCGUGCGCGCAGAGAAAGCUGGGAUUCUGAAUUGACAGCUUCUCAAGCACGAGCUCCUGGCGCUUUCCGUCGUCAAUACAUGCAAAGACAGCAUGCUUUCAGCAGUGCAACAAUGCCCGUCACCAGGAAUUUCGUCGAGUUUUUGAGCCUUUAUGGAAGCUUCGCUGGUGAAGACCUCAACGAGUCCGACGACGAAGCAGUCGAGGACGAGUCAGAUGAGGAAGAGGCUCCUGCAACCGAGAGAAGACCUCUGCUUGGUCGUCGCAAGUCAUCUAGAGCAGCCGCCAAGGGUGAUGCUGGCACAGUCAAGUCCUUCUUCACCCUCCUCAAGGCUUUCAUCGGUACCGGCAUCAUGUUCCUCCCAAAGGCUUUCAACAAUGGCGGUAUCUUGUUCUCAUCCAUCACUCUGGUUUCGAUCUCGGCCGUUUCAAUGCUUGCUUUCCAUCUAUUACUCAAGUGCCGCAACCAGUAUGGUGGUGGUUAUGGUGAUCUUGGUAAGGCCAUCGCUGGAGACAAGAUGAGGUCCCUCAUCCUUGCCUCGAUCACCAUCUCACAAAUCGGCUUCGUUUGUGCAGGUGUCGUCUUCGUGGCUGAGAAUCUUCACUCAUUCCUCUCUGCUGUGGUCAAGGGCGAUAUGCCUAUCUCAGUUCGCGCAUUGAUCGCGAUGCAGCUCAUCGUUCUGGUACCUCUGUCCUUCAUCCGUAACAUCUCGAAGCUCGGCCCCGUCGCAAUGUUGGCCGAUGUAUUCAUCAUGAUCGGUCUCGGCUACAUCUACUAUUUUGAUAUCGCUACGAUCGCUAAAGAAGGCAUUCACCCCACCGUUCAGCUGUUCAACCCGGACCAUUUCACAUUGACCAUUGGAUCGGCUAUCUUCACUUUUGAAGGCAUCGGCCUCAUUCUGCCAAUUCAGUCUUCUAUGAAGAAGCCCCAAAACUUUGAGUGGCUUCUAGCUGUGAUUAUGCUCAUCAUCACCGUCAUUUUCACCUCAGUCGGCGCCUUGUGUUACGCCACUUUCGGAGACAACACGCAGAUUGAGAUCAUCUCCAACUUCCCUCAAGACAGCAAACUUGUCAACGCCGUCCAGUUCUUGUACUCCAUGGCCGUACUUUUCGGCAACCCAGUGCAGUUGUUCCCUGCUAUGCGUAUCAUCGAGGGAAAGCUGUUCGGUCACCUGUCCGGGAAGAAGGACGCGCUCACCAAAUGGAAGAAGAACGCUUUCCGAACUUUCCUGACUGGUGUCUGUAUUGCCAUUGCUAUCGCAGGCGCCGGCAACCUGGACAGAUUUGUCGCUUUGAUUGGCUCCUUUGCAUGUGUACCUCUGGUGUACAUUUACCCUCCUCUUCUGCACUACAAGGGAUGUGCACAGACUCGUCUCGCGAAGGCUGGUGAUAUUAUCUUCAUGUCGAUCGGCCUUGGUAUGAUGGUAUACACGACUGGUGUCACGCUGGUCAACAGUUUUUAG
Aureobasidium subglaciale EXF-2481 is the source of this 1686-nucleotide messenger RNA. RefSeq lists its product as uncharacterized. The transcript has a single exon. The record is from RefSeq and is a predicted model, not a curated record. Gene Ontology annotation, biological process: amino acid transmembrane transport. Lineage: Eukaryota; Fungi; Ascomycota; Dothideomycetes; Dothideales; Saccotheciaceae. Gene Ontology annotation, molecular function: amino acid transmembrane transporter activity. The coding region runs from base 1 to 1686 and encodes 561 amino acids.